This is a messenger RNA of Salvelinus sp. IW2-2015, 716 nucleotides long. Lineage: Eukaryota; Metazoa; Chordata; Actinopteri; Salmoniformes; Salmonidae. The record is from RefSeq and is a predicted model, not a curated record.
AGAGACCAGACUACUCACGGAGCCACGCACCCUGCCAACAGUGACUGGGUUUUACUAUUAAAGCUGAUCAGCCUGGCUGAGCUUUUCAUUGUAGCCACGCCACUCCUUGGGCAUGUUCUUUCCCUCGACACGCUGCCAAAGAUGUCACAGUCCGACGCAGAUAGAAAGACGAUAACAUGACGGGGAACCCAACCAUCUACCUUCCCAGAUGCGUCUAUCUUCUCUGAGCACCGUUUACAGACUGGGUGCCGUUGGAGUAGACUGCUAGGGAAUAGUUUCGUGCGCUCUCCUCUCCUCCGCACGCCUCCGUCCUUUCCCUCGGCAAUGUUUUGUUUCAUUCUUCCAUUUCUCAACCCCGCCGUCUGUCAUUUAUGAACUUUUAGCGCCGCUGUGCAACAGUUUCUCCGCUCCCAGUGCGCGGAAGACUAUGAAGACCACGCGGAAAUGCCGCGCGUUGCUCUCGGUUGGACUCAACCUGGUCGCGCUGUUUUUUUCCACCACCGCGUUCAUUACGACGUACUGGUGCGAGGGCACUCAGCGCGUCCCCAAGCCCAACUGCAGCAAGCAGCGGCGGCACAACUGCAUCGACAGCGGCACGAACGAGACAGACAAGAGCAAGGUCCACUACAGCUGGGAGACCGGAGACGAUCGCUUUCUGUUCCGCCGUUUCCACACCGGGAUCUGGUACUCCUGCGAGGAGAACAUUCACGGUCCAG